This is a messenger RNA of Mizuhopecten yessoensis (Yesso scallop), 2894 nucleotides long. RefSeq names its product organic cation transporter protein-like. Gene Ontology annotation, molecular function: transmembrane transporter activity. Gene Ontology annotation, cellular component: membrane. Gene Ontology annotation, biological process: transmembrane transport. Lineage: Eukaryota; Metazoa; Mollusca; Bivalvia; Pectinida; Pectinidae. The coding region runs from base 144 to 1787 and encodes 547 amino acids. The record is from RefSeq and is a predicted model, not a curated record. The transcript is spliced from 10 exons.
GUGUGUAUUGUCUGGCGCACGGACUUGUGUAUAUGAACUAGUAGCUUAUCGCUGCUGUCAACAUAUCUGCCGUAUUCUGGGAGCGACAGCUGGAUACUUUUACAGUAGUGGUGUACAGUGGCUAGCUUCCUGGAAUACUUACUAUGCGGUUUGAUGAUAUUCUGAAAGCCAUUGGAGAAUUUGGACCUUAUCAAAGACGGAUUUAUUUUUUCAUAUGUCUACCAAUAAUCUUCAUAGGUAUAUCUGACAUAAACAACGCCCUUCUACUCUUCCCUCCUAAACACAGGUGUAAUGGAAACAGUGUGCCAGGUACCAUUACGAAUUACUCAGACGUAGGAACAGAACAAACCACAAAUAUUUCCGAUGGAUAUAUACAAGACACUGAAGCUGAUGAAUGCUUUACACGUGCGGUCAACUCAUCCGACCGUGGUCCCGUGACACGGCCGUGCACUUCCUGGACAUAUGACCAAUCUGUUUUUCUUGAAACGAUCGUGUCAAAGUAUGACCUGGUCUGUGAAAGUGCGGCUAUCCCAGCGUAUAUGCAGAUAUUCAUGUACUCCGGAGCUCUGGCCGGAUCCCUUUGUCAAGGAGUUUUCGCCGACAGGUUCGGCCGACAACGAGUGAUAUGUUGCAGUCUUGUCCUCGUUUUCCUAUCGGGAUUCGCGUCAGCAUGGGCACCAAAUUAUUAUGUGUUUGCUAUUCUACGAUUCAUCCAGAUAAUGACUUCAAGAGGUGUUUACAUAUCGUCAUUCAUUCUAGCUAUUGAAUUGGUUGGACCUUCCAAACGUCAGUGGGCCGGGUUUCUGUUCAAUUAUCCUUACUCGGCCGGAAUCGCAAUGUUGGCGGGGAUAGGAUAUGGUCUCCGUCACUGGAAAUAUAUCCAAAUUGCUUGUUCAGCUCCUGUUCUGCUGUUUUUGAUAUACUGGUGGAUCAUUCCUGAGUCCCCUCGUUGGCUAAUCAGUCAUGGAAAGGUAGAACAGGCAAGGACAACUAUAUUAAAAAUGGCUGCUUCCAGUAAAACCGUGAAUUGCGUCCCUUCGCACGAGAACAUGGUCGAAAAAAUUGAUAGAGCUGUACAAGAACAUAGUAUGAUGGAUUAUUUUAAACGCCGUUCCCUUCUAUGUCAAUCCUUGGUUAUAUUUUUCAAUUGUUUUGUGGUAUUCCAUUGUUUCUUUGGGUUCACACUGAACACCGGAAAUCUGGCAGGAAACUUCUACCUAAACGUUCUACUAUGUGGUCUUGCUGACUUCCCCGGCUACACAAUAGCCCUGUUCUCAGCUGGCAGAGUGGGCCGGAAGAAGCUGUACAUAUCGGGUAUGGCGGUGGCGGGAGUGUCACUGCUAGGAAGUGGUGUCACAUCCAUCCUCGCAACAGGAGAUUUUAAAUUGGUUCCAAUUGUGUUGGCAAUGAUAGGGAAAACAGGAAUGGCGGUAGGCUUCAGUGUUAUCUACGUGUGGUCGGCGGAGCUUUUCCCGACUGUGGUCCGAAACACUGGCAUGGGGAUAAGUACGUCCUUGGGAAACAUGGGAUAUAUGGCGGCCCCAGGUGUUGCAAGAUUGGCCACGGUGGUUCCUGGGCGGAUAGGACAUGCAGUCCCCCUUUUCGUGUUUGGAUUUCUAUCUCUUAUUGCAGCCUUAUUGACAUUGAGUCUUCCAGAAACACAGAACGCAAAUCUUCCAGAAACGGUUGCUCAUGCCAAGGCCAUGAUCAGAAAGAAACAAUACCAACCCAGUAGUAGCAAAGAAAUAGUUGCCGAACGAAUUGAUAUAUCUUUGGUCAAUUCAUAAAAACAAAUUAAAGCGCUUGAUAAAACCAAUGAGUGACCCUAUAUUUUUUCGAUGACCAUGGUAGCAAACCAGUUAUGUUGUUUUAUAAGGAAGAGGUCAAGAAAUAACCAUCCUCAAAAAUAAGACCGGAAUUUAAAAGAACACUGGAAUCUAUCUAGCCUUAAGACAGGAUAGCGUGACUGGUUGGUGUUUGAUGUUAGGACAAUCCACUUUACAGUGUUGUAUUGUUCUUUUUCUUAGUCAAACAUAGAGACCGGAAAUAAUCUAUGGAAAUAUAGACGAUAAUCUUUAUUUACGUUUUUUUGCAUCAUGUAUAAACUGACAUUUUCGGAAAUCAUGUUUCCUGCAACCAUGUCAAAAUAUCGAAAUACGUCCAUUGUAUCACUUUCAGUGACACUUUUAAUAUUCACAAGUUUUUAUCAGUUAGCAUCGUCACGGAUGUAUGAUUUCAACAUUAGCAUGAUGAUGUAAGUCAGUGCUGCAAGGGAGGUAAAUCCAGUGAUUGCGCAUUUACAAACAGCGACCAUGUAUUGGAGACAGCAUUACAGAUAAACACAAAGCACGAGUUACCUUCCCUUGGCAUAAACGCUUACGGUCCAGCGUAUAAUUUAGCUAGAACCUCACAGCACUACAGGAGAGGCGGAUAUAUCGAUCUAUGUAUGCAACGUUACCGACUCUGUGUUUUAUAAACUGGAUUUAAUGUCCGAACACUUUCAAUUCCUAUUCCUUUAUGGAGUAAAUAUUUUCAGCAAUCCAUGAUGUAAGGAGAAAAUGGGUCCAACAAUAUUUUUGUUAAGUUUUGAGACGUUUAAGAGACAAAGUCAGUUUCUAUAUUAGUUUUUAUGCUACAUAAUCUGCACCAGUGGUACUAUCGUUUUAACUUUCAUCAGAGAAGUGAUGACACCAUUGAUUCUAUUUCGGAGUGCUUACUUUAAAACAAACACAGGAAUGCAUGAUUGAUUUACCAAAUUCAAAUCAAAUACAGUUUUCAUAUACUUAACAUUAUCAUGCUACUAAAUAUAUCAAAACUCAAUAAAGUAUCGAAAAGGUAGUUAAACUAAAGCACACAUAAAAACUGCUUCUAAUAAAUAAAAAAUAUACGUCAAA